AUGACCAUGGGACUUGGCAAGGACACGACCAUCCCGUACGGGCUUGUCGGCGUGGGGUACAUCGCCAACGAGGCCAUCAUCACCACCGAAGAAUCGCUCUCGGCGGACUUGUGGCUGAACGAUCUGGAUGCGAGCACGGGAAGUGUUCUCUUCGGCGGCAUAGAUACGCGGAAAUAUGUGGGCAACCUGACGAGAAUUCCCAUCCUCGAGGAUGGCGUGACGGGUCAGUAUGACUCCUUCAUAGUAGAGCUCACGUCGAUAUAUGCGGCCAGCUCUAGCGGUAUCGACCAGCUGAUAUCGCGUGACGAUCCCGUCGAGGUCGUGCUUGAUUCGGGCACGACCCUCACUUAUCUGCCUCAGGACUUGGCGCAAGAGAUCUGGGAAGAAGUGGGUGCGGUAUACAGCGCAUCGAUAGGGCUAGCUGUCAUCCCUUGCAGGAUGCAGAAGAGCACGGGGUACUUCUCCUUCACCUUUGCAGGGACGGGCGGACCGACGGUCAAGGUCGCGAUGGACGAGCUCGUACUGGAUCUUGUUCUCGAGGGACCGGCACCGACCUUCACGUCUGGAACGUACGAGGGCGAGGACGUAUGCGAGUUUGGGAUUCAGAACGCCACGGGCACCUACCUCCUCGGCGACACGUUCUUGCGCAGCGCUUACGUGGUGUACGACCUGAUCAACAACGAGAUCGGCAUUGCACCGACCGAUUUCAACGCAACAGGGUCCAACAUUGUGACUUUUGCAAGCCAGGGCGCCGUAAUCCCGUCUGCCACUCUUGCUCCUAACCAGACCUUGGCUACGAGCACGGCGACAGCCACGCAGCCAGCUUUCGCAGCCGAAGCUGGAUUCUCCAACGGAACUAAUGCCGCGAAUCUGUCCCCCGAGGUCGUCAGGGAGCGCAUGAGCCCUGAAGAGAGGAAGCGCCUGUCUAUGGUUCGAAAUAUUGGUAUUGCGGCACACAUCGACAGCGGUAAAACGACAUGUACGGAACGAGUUCUUUUCUACACGGGCAGAAUCAAGUCGAUCCACGAGGUUCGAGGCCGUGACAGCGUCGGCGCCAAAAUGGACUCUAUGGAACUGGAACGCGAACGAGGAAUUACCAUCCAAUCUGCUGCGACAUUCUGCGACUGGGUCAAGAAGGAAGACGGGAAAGACGAGACUUACCACAUCAACCUAAUUGAUACCCCUGGCCACGUUGACUUCACAAUCGAGGUCGAGCGUGCGCUGCGGGUCCUGGAUGGUGCUGUCAUGAUUUUGUGCGCUGUCUCUGGCGUGCAGAGUCAGACCAUCACCGUCGACAGGCAGAUGAAGCGGUACAACGUGCCCCGGAUUAGCUUUGUCAACAAGAUGGACCGCAUGGGUGCCAACCCCUUCAAGGCGGUUGAGCAGAUCAACUCCAAGCUUAGGUUCCCUGCUGCUGCUAUCCAGAUCCCCAUCGGCUCCGAGAAGGAGUUUGAGGGUGUGGUCGACCUGAUUAACAUGCGUGCUAUCCGGAAUGACGGUCAUCGAGGUGUCCAUCUCAAGAUCUCCGACCAGAUCCCCGAGGAUCUCAAGGAGCUCGCCCAGCAGAAGCGCCAGGAGCUCAUCGAAAAACUUGCCGAUGUCGACGACGAAAUCGCCGAGAUUUUCCUUGACGAGAGAACGCCUACGCCUGAGCAGAUCAAGGCCGCUAUCCGCCGUGCCACCAUCGAUCGCAAGUUCACCCCUGUCCUGAUGGGCACAGCACUGGGCGACAAGUCCGUGCAGCCAAUGCUCGACGCGGUCUGUGACUUCCUGCCGAACCCCGCCGACGUUGAGAACAUGGCCCUCGACCGCUCACAGAAGGAGAAGCCUGUUCAGCUCGUGCCGUACAACGCGCUACCCUUCGUCGGCCUGGCCUUCAAGCUCGAGGAGAAUCCCUACGGUCAGCUUACCUACAUCCGCGUGUACCAGGGCUCCCUCAAGAAGGGCAGCUACUUGUUCAACUCCCGCACUGGCAAGAAGGUUCGCAUCCCUCGUAUCGUCCGCAUGCACUCCAAUGAUAUGGAGGAUGUGGCUGAGAUCGGUGCCGGCGAGAUCUGCGCCGUGUUCGGUGUUGACUGCGCCUCUGGAGAUACCUUUACCGACGGCAACCUCCCCUACACCAUGAGCUCCAUGUACGUCCCCGACGCCGUUAUGUCGCUGUCCAUUAAGCCCAAGCGCAGCAGUGACGCGGAUCCCUUCUCCAAGGCCAUGAACCGUUUCCAACGCGAGGAUCCCACCUUCCGCCUGACCGUGGACGAGGAGUCGGAGGAGACCAUCAUCUCUGGUAUGGGCGAGCUACACCUGGAGGUCUACGUCGAGCGCCUGCGCCGCGAGUACAAGGUCGACUGCGAGACGGGCCAGCCUCGCGUGGCCUACCGUGAGACCAUCACCCGCCACGCCGACUUCGACUACCUGCUGAAGAAGCAGACGGGCGGCCCCGGCGAUUUCGCUCGCGUGAUGGGAUUCAUCGAGCCGUACACCGGAGAGGCGGAAAAGAACCACUACGAGUCUCAGGUCGUCGGCGGCACCAUCCCCGACAAGUUCCUGUCGGCCUGCGGCAAGGGUUUCGAGCUGGGCUGCGAGAAAGGCCCCCUGCUAGGCCACAAGGUCAUCGGCUGCAAGCUUGUCGUCAACGACGGCGCGACACACGUGACGGACUCGUCGGAUUAUGCCUUCCAGAUGGCCACGCAGGCCGCCUUCCGCAAGGCCUUCAAGGAUGCCGGCGGCACGGUCCUCGAGCCGCUGAUGAAGACGACCAUCACAGCGCCCAACGAGUUCCAAGGAAACAUCAUCAUGCUGAUGAACAAGCGGGGCACCAUUCUGGACACCGAAAUUGGACCGGAAGAUUUUACCCUCAUAGCCGACUGCUCGCUGAACGCCAUGUUCGGCUUCAGCUCGCACCUGCGGGCUGCGACACAGGGCAAGGGAGAGUUUAGCAUGGAGUUCAGCCACUACGCGCCGGCACCGCCGCAGCUGCAGAAGGAACUCAUCGCCAAGUAUGAGAAGGAGAAGUUCGCCAAAUAAAAGGCACACAGUUGAGAGCGGCGACCGGGACUCUCUUUUGAGGUCGUGGGCCAGCCCAGAUCUUCAGGCUGUGCAAUGUUGAUGAUCUUCCUGCGGGGUAAAAAAACAAAACGCGUUAUAGAGAUGAUCUUCUAGACAUGUACCAUACGACCAGUGUGCGCUUGGACAUAUAGACCAGCGCGCAGCAUUUAAAUUUCUACUAUAGACAGAGAGAGGGGAAAAUGCGGCGAGGACUAGAAGAGGGGAAAAGAAAAGGGAGGUCGGGUUCUUUGAAGGAGAAGAAGACCAUUUGAAGAAAGCGGUCAUGAUCGCAUUGUGUAAAAAACUUAACGAGCGCGAGAAAGAAAUUGGAUAGAUAACCAAUCCUCACUCAACAG
Molecule: messenger RNA, 3401 nt
Organism: Cryphonectria parasitica EP155
Lineage: Eukaryota; Fungi; Ascomycota; Sordariomycetes; Diaporthales; Cryphonectriaceae
Product: translation elongation factor G
Exons: 5
Coding region: 1-3024 (1007 amino acids)
Biological process (GO): proteolysis; mitochondrial translational elongation
Cellular component (GO): mitochondrion
Molecular function (GO): aspartic-type endopeptidase activity; translation elongation factor activity; GTPase activity
Source: RefSeq, a predicted model, not a curated record